Molecule: messenger RNA, 1416 nt
Organism: Miscanthus lutarioriparius
Lineage: Eukaryota; Viridiplantae; Streptophyta; Magnoliopsida; Poales; Poaceae
Source: the annotation of a GenBank genome assembly
AUGGCGUCCGGAGGCGAGCACCACGAGGAGGAGGAGGACUACUACGGCGACGCCGCAACCAUAGGCGCCCUGCGGCGGCUGUACGCGGGGUACCCCUGGGUGGACGUGGCAUCGCUGGGCCCGGAGUCCUCCGGCCGCGCUUGCGCGUGCGCGGCGCAGGCGGUGCGCUCCGUGGGGCGGCGCGUGGCGUUCCUCGUGAUGCGGCAGGACGGGGCCACGGUGCAGUGCGUGGAUGCCGGCGGCGGCGCUGGCGGGGACGGCGGGAUGGCGCGGUUCGCGGCCGGGCUGAGCCGGGAGUCCGUGGUGGACGUCGCCGGCGCCGUGUCGCUGCCGCGGGAGCCCGUCCGCGGCACCACCCAGCAGGCCGUGGAGAUCCGGGUGGAGAAGCUCCACUGCGUCAGCAGGGCCGUCCCCGCUCUCCCCAUCGGCGUCGACGACGCGGCGCGGAGCGAGGAGGACGUCGCGAGAGCCAAAGCUGUAAGCUCCUGCAGGAGAGCAGGUGGACAGGUGGUUCAUGUUGGGCAUGACAAGCGGCUGGACUACCGGGUGAUCGACCUGCGCACCGCCGCCAACCAGGCCAUCUUCCGCGUCCAAUGCGAGGUCGAAAACAUCUUCAGGCAGAUGCUGCUGUCGGAAGGGUUCGUGGGCAUCCACACGCCGAAGCUGAUCGGCGGUUCGAGCGAGGGCGCCGCUGCCGUGUUCAGGCUAGACUACAAUGGGCAGCCGUCGUGCCUGGCGCAGUCGCCACAGCUGCACAAGCAGAUGGUCUUGUGCGACGGCUUCGGCCGCGUCUUCGAGGUAGGCCCUGUCUUCAGGGCCGAGCACUCCAACACCCACCGCCACCUCUGUGAGUUCGUCGGCCUCGACGUCGAGAUGGCGCUCAGAGACCACUACAUCGAGGUGUGCCACGUCGUGGACAGGCUGUUCGUCGCCAUGUUCGACCACCUGAACGACAAGUGCGGCAAGGAGCUGGAGGCCAUCCGGAGGCAGUACCCUUUCCAACCGUUGAAGAAGCCGGGGUACACGUGGACCCCAUGGGCGGACCUCAACACGGAGGCGGAGAAGAAGCUGGGCGACCUCGUUCGAGACAGGUACGGCACGGAGUUCUACAUGCUGUGCCGGUACCCGUCGGCGGUGAGGCCGUUCUACACGAUGCCGUGCCCGGAGGACCCGCGCUACAGCUGCUCCUUCGACGUCUUCGUCCGGGCCGAGGAGAUCAUCUCCGGCGCGCAGAGGGUGCACGUCCCGGAGCUGCUCGCCUCCAUCGCCACCUACGUCAACGCAUUCCGGUACGGCGCGCCGCCGCACGGCGGGUUCGGCGUCGGGCUAGAGCGCGUCGUCAUGCUCUUCUGCGGCCUCGGUAACAUCAGGAAGACGUCGCUGUUCCCGCGCGUCCCUAGGAGGCUGGCGCCCUGA